Messenger RNA from Recurvomyces mirabilis, 675 nucleotides. RefSeq lists its product as uncharacterized. Gene Ontology annotation, molecular function: transcription factor binding; transcription corepressor activity. The record is from RefSeq and is a predicted model, not a curated record. Gene Ontology annotation, cellular component: nucleus. Gene Ontology annotation, biological process: negative regulation of DNA-templated transcription. NCBI's taxonomy places the organism in Eukaryota, Fungi, Ascomycota, Dothideomycetes, Mycosphaerellales, Teratosphaeriaceae. The transcript is spliced from 2 exons. Bases 1 to 675 code for a protein of 224 amino acids.
AUGUCCCUUCAACCUACCAAUCGCCCAAUCGACCGUGAAAACACAGCACCUUUCCUCCUCCGAGUCUUCUGGAAGCAGAAUCGGGAGCACAUAGCGUCCGACUUCUCUGUAGCACCACCAGCAGAUACCUCGGGCAUCAGCGACUAUUCAUCACUCUUACCUUCACAAAUACGGCAACAAAACACGCGGGCCGAAGUCCGGGAAGGUGGAAGAGGGAAAUGGAUUGAUAAACCUCUCGGCAACGUCGUUAUCGGUGGCAACGAGGCGCAGAUGAACGGGGACGACGAGGAUGCAGACGCGAACACACAUAACCUCGAAGGUGACUCGACCAAAUCUUUGGGCGACGCAAGAUUCGUGAUUGGAGACUACGUGGUUUGCAGUAUCUACACACCGGGGCAGGAUGGCCGGGUAGCACCUUUGCCACCUCCUUCGAGGGGCGGAGCACCUUUCGGUGGGCGAGGGCCACCGCCGCCGAGAGAGAAUGGAUUUAGCGGUGGGUAUGGAGGUGGAAGAGGUGGUGGAGGGUUUCGUGGAGGAUAUGCUGGUGGGAGAGGCGGUGCGUUUGGCGCGGCACCACCAAUGGGCGAUUGGAGGAGAGGAGAGAGACCGCCUCCGCCUUCGUCGGGUUAUGGUGGUGGGUAUGGUCGUGGGAGGGGUGGGGAUAGGCAGUUUUAG